AUGAAUGCUGUGGAGGCCGACGGGGUUCCUGCUUUGGAACAGGCUGUUCCUGAGAAUAUGAACUCUGGUGAGGAACCUGUUUAUGAGGAGAUGAUGCAUCUUUCACCCAAAAGCUAUGGCGAGGAGCCUGGACAUGAUGAGGGAAAAGAUGAAGCCGAGGAUGAGGAAGAAGAGGAAUGGGCGCAGUGUGUUCAGAAUUGGGUAGAGGAUAUGGAGGAUGAAGGAUUGUAUUGGAGACUGAUUGCUCAAAUUAUGGAAUUGGCGCAUAGUAGAGUGGGAACAAGCUGUUGUAAAUUCUGUACAGCGAUAACAUAUUGUCAAGAGAGUAGUUGUGUGAAAAACAUGACACACAAGAAGAUGGGACAGGAUGAGGAAGAGGAGGCGAAGGAAGAAGAAGAUGAUGAUGAAGAAGAAAGUAUAGUGUGUGUCGAAUAUUACCUAGAGAUGAACGACUAUGACGAUGUGAGGUGGGAACAGUUUAUACAAAUUGUGGAAGUUGCGCAUGAGAAAGUGAAUCCUUCAUGUUGUGAUUAUUGUGGAGAAAUAGCGUGGUAUCAAGAACGCAGCUGGGUGAGAAAGAAAAUGGAACGCCCACAACCUCCCUGCGUGCGAGAUUUAUAUCCGGGUGUAGGGAAAACUCGAGCAUAUUCGGAGGUGGCGGAUGUCGUCCCUGUGAAGCCGGAACCAAGUUGCUGCUGGGAAUGCAUGACCAUAUAUAACAUGCAAUCUGUAAAGAAGGAUCGUAAGGAAGAUUCCCUAGCAGAUGCCGAGCACGGUACCGCCUGUGAUUCCGGACCGGACAUGACGGAUACCUCUGGAGAUUCCGGAGCAGACACGGAGCAUGAAGCCGCGGAAAAGGCGAGGGAACCCCCGGUUGAUGAAGCGCAAACACCUGAACAGCCAACGGAUGCUGAUCCGGACAAGGAGGGGGAAGAAGAAGAAGACGCCCGCCCCUGCAUUGAGGCUUUAUUCCCUGAUGUGUGGGACAGACCCGUUGAUUUCGCACUACUGGCCAGAUGCGUUAGCGAGGAGAUAAACCCAGGCUGUUGCUACCGCUGCGGACUGGUCGCCCUGUUUCAAAAGGAGGGAUACGGUGCCCAAGGCGCGUCUGUAGAUGUUCCAAAGUUUACGGUGUUUGAAGUAAAGGGGGCAGACCUGUGUAAAUUUCUGCAAAGGAAAGUGAUGGAGCGUGCUGAGAAGCAGAAUCAACUCAGAGAAAAAGAUGAGAAUCAGAACGAGUCAGAGUGAAGAUCGCAUUUUUUUUUUUCUGUAUAUAUAUGCAGCCUAAUAAAAAAACCUUUCAUUGUG
This is a messenger RNA of Heteronotia binoei (common prickly gecko), 1308 nucleotides long. RefSeq lists its product as uncharacterized. The coding region runs from base 1 to 1248 and encodes 415 amino acids. NCBI's taxonomy places the organism in Eukaryota, Metazoa, Chordata, Lepidosauria, Squamata, Gekkonidae. The record is from RefSeq and is a predicted model, not a curated record. The transcript has 5 exons.